Penicillium riverlandense is the source of this 2100-nucleotide messenger RNA. RefSeq lists its product as uncharacterized. The record is from RefSeq and is a predicted model, not a curated record. NCBI's taxonomy places the organism in Eukaryota, Fungi, Ascomycota, Eurotiomycetes, Eurotiales, Aspergillaceae. The transcript has 3 exons. Bases 1 to 2100 code for a protein of 699 amino acids.
AUGCAGCCCGACAAAGAGAGCUUGGCUGAGUUUCUCAGCUUCGCUCCAGGUGCUGACGACAAAACGGCCUCCAUGUUUCUUCAAAACACAAAUACCAUCAAUGAGGCUGUAGACCAGUACUAUGAGAAUCCAGAGAAAUACUCCCACAGCGAAAAGAACCACUCCGAAAAGUCGGAGAAGCAAGCACCCGUGCAAACGCCUAUGCCUUCAAGAACAAGAAACGCAAGUCGUUUUCACACUAAUCCAGUGAUUAGAGCAGGGGAGGUCCGCGCUCAGGACGAGCAAGAGAUGCAGAGCCUGCUACAGGCCGUCCAAAUGAGAUACCGCAUCUACAACCCGGAGAUUGAGCCCGAGCACGAAACCGACUACUUCUGUAACUGCCCCAUCCACCAAUAUAAACGAAGAAAAUGGCAGCGUCUGUCCGUCCAGCAGAUGUGGUCCAGGGCCGUCAUGUACCCGGGCGAAACUGCCUAUCACGACUGCUACCAGCAAACCUUCUUUAGCAGCAACCCUUACACCUAUAAUAUCGUUUCCCCCUACGGAUAUAGGAUGGGUAAUUCCUUUUGGACGAUUCAGCAACCUCAACCAGGCUAUCAUGCCAGAAUGGUGCACCAGACCAUCGCAAUGAAUGCGUCGCUCAACGCAGAAGCGCAAGCCGCGGUCAACGCUCAGGAACCAAGAAGCAAUAUCUGGGCGACGGACGAGCUGGAGGCUCAAAUAGCCCAAAUGGCCAUCGCCGGUCCUCCCGUCAAUGGGAAGAAAAAAUCCUCCAGGUUUUCUUCCGGCUUGAAACAAGCUUUGUCGAUCAAAUCGCCAGAAGAAAAGGCACUGAUCAAAACAAAGAAACAGAUGGACUACGCCAUCGGUUUGCAGGGCCAAAUUCUCGACGAGGAACAGUCCAGAUGGCCGGAUAAACUGGAUCGACAGAUCGUGCUCACCUACCAGGACAAGAUUGGCAUGACUGCAAAGAUUGCGGACCUGCGCAAUCGCUUCCCGAUCCAGUAUCUCCACCUCCUGCGAGCGGGCUAUUUCGAACCUAUUCCCGUUGCGUGGGCCGAUCUGGCCUCCAAUCCGUUGAAGUUCAGUAUCGAAGCGGCGUCGGGGUGGAGAGGGAUCACGCCUGCGUGGAGAGGGUUUGAAGAUACCGCCGAGGAACGGCUUUACUGGGUCAUGAAUCACCGGGAUGGCGCUGGCGGGCCACGAUUGAAACCGGACAUGAUCUCCGCGCUGAACAUGGCUCGUGCCAGAAUGGCCUCUGCCGUUGAACCACCGCCAGGAUAUUACUCGGCCGACGAUACUUGCCAUGUUCAACAUACCUCGGCCGGGUACUCAAAGCAGGUCAUGCCUCCACCGUUUCGAGCGUUUGAUGCUCCCGAGGCUCCUACUGAUGACACCAUGAUCCUACUGGAUGUCUCUGGCUCUAUGGCCUUUGACCCCGUUCGGCCAAACUAUGACCAGUAUUUCAUCACGGGCUAUUCUCGGUCGACCCAGCCAAAGAACAAAGACGUCGCAAAGGCCAUCGUCCGUCGAUUCAGCGACGCCAUGGCCAACCACGACCAGAACUUCAGGGGCUACCAGCUUACCACAUUCUCAACACACGCACAUCACGUCGGCACAAUCAACCACUACAACCUGGAUCAAAUGUGGCGCAACAUCCAAUUCGGCGGCGGCACCCGCGUGAUGACCGGGUGGCAGAAGAUCAAGGAGCUUCAUUUCCAAAAACACUCCGAGUCCGCGACAUACCACCCCGUUUUCGGGUGGCAAGCUGGUCCGCAAACACCGAUCCUGCGGCUCCUGCUCUUGCUAGACGGCGAAGCCACGGACAUGGAUGAGUUCGAGCUCGAUCUGUUGAGUCUUAGCUGGGUGCACGUUACGAUUUUCUUGAUCGGUGUUGAUGGAUGCCCGCACCACCAUCGACAUGCUAAUGAGCUGCAGCGCAUUAGCGAUGUCAAUCCGCAUGUCUCGUUUGUGGAUGCUCAGGGUAAUACCCCUGAGCGAUUCAUCACUCAUGAGCUGCUCAAGCGGCAUCUCGGGUAUGAGCUGUCCAUGACGGAAUUUGAAGAGUUGGAGACGCCGCCUCCGUAUUCUGAGACGGCGUAA